UUCCGGUUCCGUCAGUACAGGGAGCCGGGUCGAGAUGGAGGAAGAUGCGACCCGAGGCCGAGAGUCGCCGGGGCCAGAGGCGAGAGUGGGAGCUGCGGCCUAGAGGUCCGGGUCUGGGGUUCGCUUCGCUCGCGGCGGAACCUCCCUGAUCUCGGAAGCCCCAGGCCUGCUGCCGCCAUGGAGGACAAGCGCAACAUCCAGAUCAUCGAGUGGGAGCACUUGGACAAGAAGAAGUUCUACGUGUUCGGGGUGGCCAUGACCAUGAUGAUCCGUGUCAGCGUCUACCCCUUCACGCUCAUCCGCACGAGGCUGCAGGUGCAGAAGGGCAAGAGCAUGUACCACGGCACCUUCGACGCCUUCAUCAAGAUCCUGCGGGCGGACGGUGUGAGUGGCCUCUACCGGGGCUUCCUGGUCAACACGUUCACGCUCAUCUCCGGCCAGUGCUACGUCACCACGUAUGAGCUCACCCGCAAGUUUGUGGCCGACUACAGCCAGAGCAACACAGUCAAGUCGCUGGUGGCCGGUGGCUCAGCCUCCCUAGUGGCCCAGAGCAUCACGGUACCCAUCGACGUGGUCUCCCAGCACCUGAUGAUGCAGCGCAAGGGGGAGAGGAUGGGCCGUUUCCAGGUGCGCGGGACUUCGGAGGGCCACAGCGUGCUGGCCUUCGGGCAGACCAAGGACAUCAUCAAGCAGAUCCUACGGGCCGAUGGCCUUCGUGGCUUCUACCGAGGUUACGUGGCUUCACUGCUCACCUACAUACCCAACAGUGCAGUGUGGUGGCCCUUCUACCACUUCUACGCGGAGCAGCUCUCGCACCUGUGCCCUAAAGAGUGUCCGCACAUCGUCUUCCAAGCCAUCUCCGGGCCUCUGGCCGCAGCCACCGCAUCUAUCCUCACCAAUCCCAUGGACGUCAUCCGCACCCGAGUGCAGGUGGAGGGCAAGAGCUCCAUCAUCCUGACCUUCAGGCAGCUGAUGGCCGAAGAGGGGCCGUGGGGCCUCAUGAAGGGCCUCUCGGCCAGAAUCAUCUCAGCCACACCCUCCACCAUCGUCAUUGUGGUGGGCUAUGAGAGCCUCAAGAAACUCAGCCUCCGCCCGGAGCUGGUGGACUCGAGGCACUGGUAACAUGGUGGGGAGAAGCCAGCCGUUUCCCACUGCUCGGGGCUGGGGCAGAGUGGGGAGGAACAAGUCCUCUCCCGGUGUCCCCCCAGCCUCCCCCCACCCCACAGCCCUAUCCUGGGCCGGGUGGCCUGUCUGGGACAGUGACAGAGACUUGAAACCGCCCUUGCUGAAGAGCCUCCCUACACCGGGUCCCCUGCUCCCACCAUUUUUAAUUCUCUUGCCAAACUUCCCUCAGUCCAGCCCAAAGGACAUCCAUGUGCCCCUCAGCCCCUGCCCCCUGCUCCCUGCUCGCCCCCUGGCUUCCGCCUCCACCUGUGUCCUUGCGCUCCCAAGAGCUGUACAUAGUGCUUGCUGGGCUCCCCUCUUUCCCGGCCACUGCUGUAGCCCCUUCUGGUCUCAGCUCUUAGACUGGCUUAUUUGUAUCCCGGAUGGAGGUGCCCACCAGACUACCCUGGGCCCUGCCAUUGGGGGCAGGUGGCAGGCGCCUUUGCUCAGGGGCAGGGUGGGGGGUACACACAGACCAAACCCUGUCCCCCUCAUCCUCUUCGUAGCGUCCUUAGGUUGGGGAGAAACGUUGAUGCUCUCUUGAGGUGUAUUGUUUAUCAUCUGUGAACCAGACUACUUGUCAUUUCCUGUUCAAGCCCCAGUCCUGCAGUCAGACAUGUGGGAAAACGUAGUGUGGACCUCGAGUCCACCUCCUUGUCCCCUCCACGUCAACCUUACUGGCCCAACAGCCCUAGGACAGUAGCAGCCAUUGGCUUCCUGGCCCAGACUCGUAGAUGAACCGUCCGGGACACGCUGGACUUGGGAGCACAGUGAAAGGUUGAGAGAGAAGGUGACUGAACAGUGACAGGAGAGGGUCCGUGCGCCGCAGAGCGAGGCCCCAGACCCAGGUUCUGAGCAGCGCUCACCACCAGCCCGUGGACUUCUGGAAGCUUGUUCUCAGGGGGGGAUCCUGAGAGAUGGCUCCUCCUGGAGGAACGCUUGUCUGGGAGAGAGCUGAGGGGCUCCAGAAGCCGUGGGACAGGACCAGCGCAUUUACCAGCACCAUACUGCCGAGGUUCUCUGCUGAAGCUCCUGGGAGCCCGAUGACGACCCCCCACCCUGUGUUGCAGGGAGCAGGGAUCAGCAAGUGGAGUCACAAGGCAUGGCAGACCCAGAAAUACUGGGCCGAAGCCAUCCUUUCGGUCUCAUUGGCCCCAGCCUCUGGGGAAGGCCGCGGUGCCAGUGUGAAAGGUGCUCAGCUCCCCGAAGAAGCCUUGAUUCUUCCUGCGGUUGCCCUGCAUCCUGUCACCCCAGCCAGAUGAGAAGCCAGAACCCGUAUUUCUCUGCUUGUACCACCACCACUGCCCUCUGGGUCCUGCAUCUUUGGGGGGGGGCAUUUUUCCUUUCCCUCAUUUUGUUCCUUCUUGCACCUUAUUAAGAACCCUCCCAUCUUUCUCCAUAAAUGCUCAGCCAAAGGGUGCACCCACAGAUGACUCUGAAUCUUCCCGAAUCACCCCCGAGAACCACCGUGUCACAGAAGCACGUGCCCCCACCCCCAAGCUCCUGCUUGUGCCAUGAGAUGGGACCCACUGGCUUCAGCCUGCCUGUGGGGAAGGCGGGGAGCGGGGACCCGCGGGAGAGGUGAGGGUUCUCCCCCCAGACUCGGCUCUUGGACGGUAUUUCCCAGCUUCCCGCCCCACAUUUUCCACCCGUCCCUUGGGUUUCCGUUUUCCCAGGACCAUAGAUUGCACCAGCUGGAAUUUUUAGCCCAAACUGGAGUAUCUUGCGUGAAGCUCGGCAGCCAGGCAGCCUGGCGGGAGUGUCGGAGGCCCGGGGAAACGAAGAUGCGGACGCAGUUAACCUUUGAUAAGUGGGCUCGUGAGUGUUAACGAACUUUCACUGUCGGCACUGUGCAAAGUCUCUGAAAUGUAAUUAAAAGUUUUUAUGGA
This is a messenger RNA of Sorex araneus (European shrew), 3053 nucleotides long. It is a transcript of the gene SLC25A44, whose product is annotated as solute carrier family 25 member 44. The transcript is spliced from 4 exons. Gene Ontology annotation, cellular component: mitochondrion. The record is from RefSeq and is a predicted model, not a curated record. Gene Ontology annotation, molecular function: branched-chain amino acid transmembrane transporter activity. The coding region runs from base 178 to 1122 and encodes 314 amino acids. Gene Ontology annotation, biological process: transmembrane transport; branched-chain amino acid catabolic process. Lineage: Eukaryota; Metazoa; Chordata; Mammalia; Eulipotyphla; Soricidae.